GUGAUGUGAGACACUAGGAAUCUCAGCUGCUUGACCUUGCGCAUCCUCAGUACAGGCAACUGGCGGGCACGAUCAUCGCUUGCAACAAGCUGUAGUAGUAGUGUGACGUCGCCGCUGCUAACAGCUCCUAGCCGGAAGCCGCAUCCGCGCGGCAACAAGCAACAAGCAGAUCCACGCUCUCCGGUGCGACCAUGAUCGUCCGACGGACGCUGCUCCUCGCGAGCCUCACGACACUCGUGCAGAGCUACGUCGUGCCGCACUCGAGGAUAACGCCCGUCAAGUACCGCGCCGCCACCGAGGAAGAGACGGCGCCGAAGCCCGACGAAAUUGUGUUAGGAGCGCCCUUUGAUGUGGCGGAGUACCCCAUCAAUACCGAUGAGUUCGUCAACGCCUACAAGAAGUGGCAGGCGUCCAAGAACAACGAAAUCAAUGGCGACGACGCCAGGAGAGACAUCCAGGCCUUCAUGACGCAGGAAGACCUCAUGGAGAAGUGGCGGCCCAUCCUCCAGGCCGAGGCCGAGGAGGCGAACAAGAUGACGUUGGUGGAUUAUGUCAACGCCUUCACGUCCGUCGCGUUGCCUUUGGCCGUCGGCUUCACGCUGCUGCCGCUCAUCCGCAGAUUGGGAGAGGGCAACGUUAUUGGGGAUGUCAUCUUCCCGAAGAUCGACCAGGCCGGUGACUUGCUGAAGGGCGGCGUGAAGAAGGCGAUCGAAUUGCCGAUCUGCCUCGAGUUCGGGGACUGCUAGGGGCUGGGUAAGGGUCGCUCGUCGGUCUGUCGCGUCGACGGCGUCGGGGGGC
Molecule: messenger RNA, 798 nt
Organism: Pelagomonas calceolata
Lineage: Eukaryota; Pelagophyceae; Pelagomonadales; Pelagomonadaceae
Source: the annotation of a GenBank genome assembly